AAGUCGGCGGGCGCCUGGAUUAUCCAUCCCUACAGCGACUUCAGGUUUUACUGGGACCUCAUCAUGCUGCUCCUGAUGGUGGGGAAUUUGAUCAUCCUGCCCGUGGGCAUCACCUUCUUCAAGGAUGAGAACACCCCUCCCUGGAUCGUUUUCAACGUGCUUUCGGACACUUUCUUCUUGGCUGACCUGGUGCUGAACUUCCGGACAGGCAUCGUGGUGGAGGACAACACGGAGAUCAUCCUCGACCCUCACACCAUCAAAAUGAAGUACUUGAAGAGCUGGUUCCUGGUCGACUUCAUCUCCUCCAUCCCUGUUGACUACAUUUUCCUCAUUGUUGACCUGGAGACCCAGGUGGAUUCUGAUGUCUACAAGACGGCCCGGGCGCUGCGCAUCGUGCGCUUCACCAAGAUCCUCAGCCUGCUGCGCCUGCUGCGCCUCUCGCGCCUCAUCCGCUACAUCCACCAGUGGGAGGAGAUCUUCCACAUGACGUAUGACCUGGCCAGCGCCGUGGUGAGGAUCUUCAACCUCAUUGGGAUGAUGCUGCUGCUGUGCCACUGGGAUGGCUGCCUCCAGUUCCUGGUGCCCAUGCUGCAGGAUUUCCCUGAGGACUGCUGGGUCUCCAAGAACCACAUGGUGAACGACUCGUGGGGGAGGCAGUACUCACACGCCCUGUUCAAGGCCAUGAGCCACAUGCUGUGCAUCGGCUACGGGCAGCAGGCGCCCGAGGGCAUGACCGACGUCUGGCUCACCAUGCUCAGCAUGAUCGUGGGGGCCACCUGCUACGCCAUGUUCAUCGGCCACGCCACCGCCCUCAUCCAGUCCCUGGACUCAUCCCGGCGCCAGUACCAGGAGAAGUACAAGCAAGUGGAGCAGUACAUGUCAUUCCACAAGCUGCCUGGGGACACGCGCCAGCGCAUCCACGAGUACUACGAGCACCGCUACCAGGGCAAGAUGUUUGACGAGGAGAACAUCCUGGGGGAGCUCAGUGAGCCACUCAAAGAGGAAAUCAUCAACUUCAACUGCCGCAACCUGGUGGCCAACAUGCCCCUGUUUGCCAACGCUGACCCCAACUUUGUGACAGCCAUGCUGACCAAGCUGCGCUUCGAGGUCUUCCAGCCCGGGGACUUCAUCAUCCGUGAGGGCACCGUGGGCAAAAAGAUGUACUUCAUCCAGCACGGGGUGGUCAGCAUCCUCACCAAGGGCAACAAGGAGACCAAGCUGUCUGAUGGCUCCUAUUUUGGGGAGAUCUGUCUGCUGACACGGGGCAGGCGCACGGCCAGCGUGAGAGCCGACACCUACUGCCGCCUCUACUCCCUGUCCGUGGAUAACUUCAACGAGGUGCUGGAGGAGUACCCCAUGAUGCGCAGGGCCUUCGAGACCGUGGCCAUGGACCGGCUGGACCGCAUAGGGAAGAAGAACUCCAUCUUGCUCCGCAAGAGAGCCGAGCACAGCUCGGGGCCCCUGAACAACGAGAUGAUCCAGCAGAUCGUGAAGCACGACCAGGACAUGGCCCACAACAUCCAGGACCUGCAGCAGAUGGCGAUGGGCCGGGAGCUGAGCGGGAAGCCGGUGAUCUGGGAGCCGCUGGUGCACGCCCCGCUGCAGACAGCCGCCGCCACCACCAACGUGGCCAUCGCGCUGACCCACCAGCACAGCCUGCAGGCGCACAUCUUCCUGCCGCCCUCCUCCAUCUCCAGCCCGCUCUCCCCCGAGGCCACCCUGCUCACCAAGCCGGUUCGCCGCUCCCAGCCCAGCCUGGGGGGCUCCCGACCCUCCUCCGUCAGCUCGCCCUCCGGGGUGCAGUCCCAUCUCCAGACACCGGCCGCCGGCUCGCCUUCCUCGCCCAUGGUCCAGCCCCAGGCGCCGCUGGAGAGCGGGGCUCAGAGACCCAGCCCCGGGGCGCAGCCCCUGCCCCGCACGGGGGCAGCGGGGGCCAAGCAGCCCCCGGGAGCCCCCCAGCCCCAGCUCUCCCGGUCCCGCGGAGCUUCGCUCUCCACCUCGCUGCUGCAGCAAGCGGCGGGCGCUGCGUCCCCCAGCUCCGAGCAGGCGCUGCCGCCGGGGAGAACGCUCCACUACAGCCUGUCCCGAGCCACCGGCUCCCACAUCUCGCUCCUGAUGCAGCCCCAGCAGCUGGUGAAGCACAGGAGCAUCCAGGGCCUGCCGGUGGGGCGGCUCACCCAGGAUGUGCGGCUCCUCUCUGCCUCCCAGCCCUCCCUUCCCAAUAAAGUAGCCCAGCAAGCCGACGGGAGCUCCUUGAAGCAGGGCAGGAAAUCUGCAGGGAACCUGGCCCGCAGGUCCUCGCCCUCGGUAGCCGGACUCCUGGCCAAGCCGUGCGCGGGGAUCGCAGGCCAGCCCGCACACUCGCAGCAGAUGCCUUCAGGAUCGCUGGCUCAGCCCGGCCGCUCCACGGCGGCGGCGUCCACCCCCCAGUCCCCGGGCUCCGCGUCCAGGCAGGCAGCAGGUCCCUCCCGCAAGGGCUCCGUGGCCUUCAGCCCCGAGGUGGAAACGGCAAAGCCCAAACUCUCAUCCAACAUGUGAGUCCUGGCGGCACCCACACAGGCAGGAGGGACCCGGGCAUCCCGGCGGCGCAGGAGGCAGGAGAAGCAGGGCGCCAGCCCCGCCGUGUCGGAGGGAAAACGAGGUGAGAGGCAGCACCCGGGUCCAUGGAGGGGCUGUUUCAGGCAGGGAUGAGCGUGGGGCCAGCCCCAGAGCUGGCCCUGCUGGAUGAGGAGGGGGCUCUGCUGAUUGCCCCAAGGGGGUCACCCUGCCCGGGCUCUCCCCUCCUUGCUCAUCACCAUCUGUGAGUUCUGCCCUCCUCCCGGAGGCACGGGACAGGUCAGAGCCCUUGCCCAAACUCUGGCCUCUCUGGGGAAGCUCAGCUCCCCAUAACUGCCCCUUGGGGGCCGGGGCCCCCACGCUCUGUGCCCCAUGUCCCACAGCCUGUCCCGGGGCCAGGCUGGCGCUGGCAGCUCCUCCAGCUUGUCCUCUGUCACAGCAGGGGCUGCCCCACGCCCACCUCCAUCCCCAGACUGCUCUGCCCAGCGCCUUUGCCUUUAGGGUGAGGAGGGAGGAGGCUGCAGUCCGUGGCAGGCAGAGCAUGGGGGUCCAGGGUCAGCACUCCCCCUUCCCGGAGUGCCAGGGCCUGGGGGUGCCGGGCAGGGCUCCCCUGGUGUGACGAGUGCCAAGGGGCAACGCUGGGGGCAGAGAGCAACCCCCUAGUCCCUCUCCCCGGCUUGUGGGACCGUUCUGCCCCAGAGGUGCUGAAUCCCAGUGAGGUUGGGAUGUGCUGCUGGGCAGGGCUCUGCCCCACACCUGGGCACUGUGGCUGCCCCUCCAGGUGCCCCCAUGGGGGCAGCCUGGGGGGAUUCUGCUGCCUGCAGCUCCAGGAGGAUGCUCAGAGGGUCAGUCCAAGGCGACCCUCUGUGGCUCCAGGAUGAUGUCCAGAAGGUGAUCUGGGAGG
Molecule: messenger RNA, 3460 nt
Organism: Ficedula albicollis (Collared flycatcher)
Lineage: Eukaryota; Metazoa; Chordata; Aves; Passeriformes; Muscicapidae
Gene: HCN3
Product: hyperpolarization activated cyclic nucleotide gated potassium channel 3
Exons: 8
Coding region: 64-2538 (824 amino acids)
Biological process (GO): potassium ion transport; transmembrane transport
Cellular component (GO): membrane
Molecular function (GO): voltage-gated potassium channel activity
Source: RefSeq, a predicted model, not a curated record